AUGAGCCGCCUCCUCUCCCGGAGGCACCUUGCCGCCGUCCGUCGAUCCGCACCCCUCGCGUGCGUGUCCAGGUGGCUGCACACGCCGUCAUUUGCGACGGUGUCUCCGCAAGAGGUUUCAGGUUCCAGCCCCGCGGAAGUGCGGAAUUUUGUGCAGGGAAGCUGGACAGCACCUGCUAACUGGAACUGGAUAGUUGAUCCCUUGAACGGUGACCAAUUCAUCAAAGUUGCUGAGGUUCAGGGAACAGAAAUAAAGCCAUUUGUGGAGAGUUUAUCUAAAUGCCCAAAGCAUGGACUUCACAACCCACUUAAAGCUCCAGAGAGGUACCUAAUGUAUGGAGAUAUAUCUGCAAAAGCUGCACAUAUGCUGGGCCAACCUGCAGUCUCAGAUUUCUUUGCUAAACUUAUCCAGAGGGUAUCUCCAAAGAGCUACCAACAAGCUCUUGCAGAAGUUCAAGUUUCUCAAAAGUUUUUGGAAAACUUUUGUGGAGAUCAGGUACGCUUUCUGGCAAGGUCAUUUGCUGUACCUGGCAACCAUCUUGGACAAAGAAGUAAUGGCUACCGUUGGCCAUAUGGCCCAGUUGCAAUUAUCACACCAUUCAAUUUUCCGUUGGAGAUUCCCUUACUACAAGUAAUGGGAGCGCUAUACAUGGGAAAUAAACCAGUACUCAAGGUUGACAGCAAGGUUAGCAUUGUGAUGGAACAAAUGAUUAGGUUGCUUCAUGAUUGUGGAUUGCCAGCGGAGGAUAUGGAUUUCAUAAAUUCUGAUGGUGUCACAAUGAACCAGCUUCUGUUAGAGGCUAAUCCGAAAAUGACCCUUUUCACUGGGAGCUCACGGGUAGCAGAGAAAUUGGCUGCUGAUUUGAAAGGCCGAGUCAAAUUGGAGGAUGCUGGUUUUGAUUGGAAAAUUCUUGGUCCAGAUGUUCAAGAGGUUGAUUAUGUUGCAUGGGUUUGCGAUCAGGAUGCUUAUGCUUGUAGUGGUCAGAAAUGCUCUGCUCAGUCUGUUCUAUUCAUGCACAAGAAUUGGUCUUCUAGUGGUCUGCUUGAGAACAUGAAGAAACUUUCUGAAAGAAGGAAGCUUGAAGAUUUAACAAUUGGUCCAGUCCUUACAGUUACUACAGAAGCCAUGAUAGAGCACAUGAACAACCUUCUCAAAAUACCAGGAUCGAAGGUUCUGUUUGGUGGUGAACCAUUGGCGAAUCACUCAAUUCCCAAAAUUUAUGGUGCCAUGAAGCCUACUGCUGUAUUUGUUCCUCUAGAAGAAAUUCUAAAAAGUGGGAACUUCGAGCUUGUGACAAAGGAGAUAUUUGGUCCAUUCCAGGUAGUUACAGAAUACUCUGAGGAUCAGCUUGAAUUGGUCUUAGAAGCCUGUGAAAGGAUGAAUGCACAUCUGACGGCUGCAGUAGUCUCAAACGAUCCACUAUUCCUGCAGGAUGUACUUGGGAGAUCUGUUAACGGGACCACGUAUGCCGGAAUUCGAGCGAGGACCACUGGCGCUCCACAGAACCACUGGUUUGGCCCGGCUGGUGAUCCGCGAGGCGCUGGCAUCGGAACUCCGGAAGCCAUCAAACUUGUUUGGUCCUGCCACAGGGAGAUCAUAUAUGACAUCGGUCCCGUGCCCAAGAGCUGGGCGCUUCCUUCCGCGACUUGA
This is a messenger RNA of Miscanthus lutarioriparius, 1650 nucleotides long. The record is from the annotation of a GenBank genome assembly. NCBI's taxonomy places the organism in Eukaryota, Viridiplantae, Streptophyta, Magnoliopsida, Poales, Poaceae.